This is a messenger RNA of Megalobrama amblycephala (Wuchang bream), 3710 nucleotides long. RefSeq names its product CD48 antigen-like. The coding region runs from base 487 to 1356 and encodes 289 amino acids. NCBI's taxonomy places the organism in Eukaryota, Metazoa, Chordata, Actinopteri, Cypriniformes, Xenocyprididae. The record is from RefSeq and is a predicted model, not a curated record. The transcript has 5 exons.
UUAUGUUAUUAGUGUCUGUCUAUUUAUACCUAGCUUGUUUCUGCUUUUGUUAUCGAGGUUUCAUUUAUGGUCACUGGUUUUUCCGUUUGUGUUUCUUGUUUUGUGUGGACUGCCUGUUGGAUUUUGCCUCUUGCCUGAUGGAUUAUGUUUUUGGAUUGCCCCAUUAAAGCUGCGUUUGGAUCUAACCUUCUUGUCUCUGUGCCAUCCGUGACACAGUGGUUCUCAAACCUGUCCUGGUGGAGCACCAGCCCUGAACAUUUUGAAUGUCUCUCUAUAUCUGACAAAUCCAGUCUCUACUGAUGAUCUCACGAGAUGAAUCAGGUGUGAUAGAUGAAGGAGACAUACAAAAAAGUGCAGGGCUGGGGGUUCUCCAGGAUAGAUUUGAGAACCACUGGGGGAAAACCUACAAUUACACUGAAAAACCCUUUCAAUCAGAAAUCUACAUACAACAAAUAGGGGUUUCCAGAGUCUCCAUCAUGUCACGGGAUGAACGAACGACUCAGAAAGGGAGAUGUGUUUGGUGAUGAUGCAGUGAAGUCAGUGUCAGUGAAGGAGGGAGAUUCAGUCGCUCUAAACACAAAUCUUACUGAAAUGAUGGAUGAUGAUGUGAUUCAGUGGAGAUAUGGAACUAAUAACACUUUAAUAGCUGAAAUCAGUGUACUGGAGGACAGCAUGACUGUAUAUGAUGAUGUUCUUGAUGGGAGAUUCAGAGACAGACUGAAGAUGGAUCAUCAAACUGGAUCUCUGACCAUCACAAACACCACAACUGAACAUUAUGGAGAUUAUAAAUUAAAGAUCAACAGUGCGAGAAAGAGAUUCAGUCUCACUGUCUACAGUGUUCUGCCUGUUCCUGUCAUCAGCAGUAACUCUUCACAAUGUUCUUCAUCAUCAUGUUCAUUGGUGUGUUCAGCUGUGAAUGUGAGUCAUGUGACUCUCUCCUGGUACAAAGGAAACAGUUUAUUGUCCAGCAUCAGUGUGUCUGAUCUCAGCAUCAGUCUCUCUCUACCUCUGGAGGUGGAAAAUCAGGAUAAAAACACCUACAGCUGUGUGCUGAACAAUCCCAUCAGCAACCAGACUCAACAUCUGGACAUCACUCACCUCUGUCACACAUGUGCAGGCUCUGUAUCUCUGAUAGUGCUGAUCUCUGCUUCUGCUGCUGCUGGAUUUCUGUUGGCUGUCACUGCAGUUGGGAUAUUUUACAUGUUCCGAAAAUGUAGGAAAAUUUAUCAAAAAGUUCAGGCUCCUGAAAAAGAGAUCACUUAUGCUGAGCCAACGUUCAACACAAGAAAUGCACACAUAACGAAUGUUACAGAGGAAGGUCAAGUAGAGUAUGCCCAAAUCACCAUGAGAAGAUAAAAUAUCACCAGACUUCAACCUCCUGCUACAGCCUUCCUCCAAGUUCUUUACAACUUGUGGAUGAGAUUUGGGAUUGUUAUUAUCCUGUGAAAAUGAUCCUGACAGGUCUAAAAUAUGAACUUAUAACAACUUUGUACUGCUAAAGGAAGCAUGUAUAGGUUAAAUUAUAGAGGACCCAAUAUUGAGCCUUGAGGAACGCCAGAAGAAAUGACGAAACACCUUAUUUAUUUUAACAAGAAAUGGUAGAUUAGAGAUUGGUCUGUAGUUCCUGAUCACAGAAGAAUCAAGAUUAAUUUACUAAAGCAAUUUCAGUGACAUUAGAAUCAGAACUGGGGAACUCAUAUGUAUUGUGCACAAAGUUUUAAACUAAAUCACAAACACAGAACUGGUCUACAAAACACGCACACAUAUAGACACACUAAUCACAUGGGUAUGGGGAAGUGAAAGUGGCUGAAUAGAAGCAGGGAAAAUAAAGUCAUCUUAAAGAACCACCAGUUUCUAAUUCAAAGCAAAGUGUACGAUAGCUUACACCGAACCUCUGUCUAGUGAAGGAUACGAUACUUGCGUUUGCCUUGGCUGUUGAACGAGAGUCUUGAGAAGUCUCUGAAGAAGGUUGUGAUGGAUCCAUUUGAUGGCUGAAGUUGCAAGCUCUUGAACUUGCAAUGUUAUUCUUGACUCUGUUGUGGUUGAAAGAGUCUUCUCUCCUGAGUGAGCACAUGGUUGAUUGUACAGUGGGACCUUCUGGCUGCAGUGGGACUGAGGACCGCAAACCAGACAUGAAGAUGCAGAGACUGCCGGGAGCGAAGAGAGAGAAAUGUAUGAUGGUUGGCAUUUCAGUGAUGGUGAAUUCAGGGUUGAGUGAAGUCAAAUUCCAAUGUUGUUAGUAUGACUCUUUAUGGUUGAGAGAGUCAUUGCUCACAUGGCUCUAUUUUGAGGCCCUGGCAGACGCAGCCAUACCGGCUCAGGCCCUAGUGAGUUCCCCCACACGAGCAACAACCAGAAGAUGCAGCAGAAGAGAGGGAGGAACAUGUGUGGAUGCUUUAUAAAGUCUGGGAAAGUCACACCAAUGAGAAAGGCUGAAUUUCUAAGCGGGAGAAUUCUCUGUUGGAGGAAUGGUUAGAAUGGCUCUGAUUAAUAUAACAAACACACACUGCCAAAUUUUUUAUAGUUCUAAGAAUUUAGACAUGCUUCUUUUGUCACAUUCUGUUUUUCACCUACUAUAUAGUGUGGAAGUAUGUGAUUUUUGACGUAGCCACUCAGUUUGCAUGAUGCUCACAAAGUGUAUACUCUUCUCAUGUAGCCAAAUUGUAAUGUAAUAUUGUGUCAUAUUUAUCAAAAUACAACUGAUUAAAGAAAUAUAGACCCAGUUUAUUGGUAUGUGAAUAGUACAGGCAUAUGUUGAACUUUAUUCUUUACUUCAAGCUUCUGUAUAAUGCAUUAUUAAAGUAUUUUAAUGGGGUAAUUAUGCCUUGUUAUGCAUCUCAUAACGCAUUGUAUGAUCGCAUGAAUUAUUGUAACUACAUUUACAAUAUGCAUUAUCUUUAGAAAAUGUAAUGCAUUAAAACACACUCACACACAUGACCGCGUCUCUACAGGAAGCAGUUCUUGCUUCCUGUACAUUAUUUUACUCUCUGUCUUUAUUUCUCUGUUUCAGCAAACCUCCACAGUAGAAGUUUAAACACUCUUAAUAAAACACUGAAGUAAACAUAUAUGAUUUAGUAGAAGUCAGCGCUUGAUAUGUACAGAAUGGUCAGAUUUUGUCACUGACAGCUCAGUUUGUGAGUCACAUUGAGCUGCUGAUGUGGUCGGAAUCAUUUACAGCUGAGAAAAAAAAACUGUGGUGUGACCUGUUGGGAGGAAAAACAGCUUGUUCAUAUGUACUGCUAUACUUGUUGUGGUUGCUGUCUGUUUGUGAGUGCAUCUCUGAGGUGUGAAUAAUCUGGGGAUUUCAUUCCUCCUCAUAUGAUGCUCAGAGUCUACAUAAAAACCGCUUCACUGCUGAACUAUGAACACAUUAAUAAAGUACAAAAUGUGUGAAAGAAAAGUGUGUGCUUUCUCUUAGACUGUGAAUGUCAAACUGUGAAAAUAUCAUGUGUCAAAACUUAUAUGCAUCUCUCCAUGACCACAUACAGAUCAGCAGUUCAGCUGUUAUGAGAAGUCAGUUAUUUAUAAGAAGAGCCUCUUGAGAUCACAUCUUCUUUAUUUAAAGUUCAUAUCAUGUUUUUUUUUUUUUUUCUCUCAGUGUCUGGGAGUCAUUUUAAAAAUUAAUAAAAUGUAUGAUUUACUGUUGCACGCAGUCAUGCUGAUGUUCAAUGUUUAAUUAUUACUAUUAUUUAUUUGUUUGUUUGUUUUGG